AUGCAUCACCCGACCAUCAUCACGAAUCUCAUCUUUUUCUCCACCGCUCCUCUCCUCUUCAACCUCAUCUCAAUCCCAUGCAUUCUCACGAAGAGUCUAACCGCCUCAUCCCUUCCAAUCCUCGUGCUUCUUCUCGUCGACUGUGCCUUGUCCGCGCUGCUUACGGUUCCGCUAUACGGUUUUCUCACUGAAUCCGGGGUUUACGAUGAAACAACAUGUGAUUUAUACGGAGCUCUUGACAUGUGCUUAUCACUUUGGCAGGUCUCCAUCGUCACAUUGAUCUCCUUUGAUCGUUACAUUGCUACACUUCAACCGAAAUGGGGUUCUUUUCGAAACAUUCAAACUUAUACCCGAUGUCUCUUCGUCGAAUUUUUCAUUUGCCUCUCGUGGUCAGCGCUUCCGAUUCUCGGCUUUGGACGUUAUUCAUCCUUCUUUAACGGCCAUAUCUGCUCACUGGAUUUCACUCUGGGUGAGUCUGGUGGAGCUAAACGAACAGGUAACACCAGCAUUGACGAGUACCACGAUUCGCAAGCAACCAGAUACAUGUCCCUUCUCACGGCCACUUUCAUCCUCUUCUUUUUGAUUCCCGUCUGUGUGGCUUCAUCUCUCUACUAUUCUGUAGCCGAUCACGUCGAUCGUUCCACAUCAGCCGAGGCUCGAGAAGAUCCAAAUGCAAAAACAACUCUCUACACUUGGGCUCCAAAUGGGCAUGUCACCAAGGUUGGACUUGGCUGUGUGAUCAUCUCCACUGUUCCCUAUUUAGCCUAUGCAUUUGUUUGCCUUGAUCCUUCAAGCUUUUCUUCAAGAGGAAUGGCAUUUUUCUUAACUCCAUUGAUGGUCAGUCGGAUCAGCACACUUCUUAUCCCGUUAUUUUAUGUUUGGGUAAAUCCCGAGCUUUUCGACAUCGAAACGAAAGUGUUGAAAAGACUACGACGUCGUCCACCACCACCAAAAUCCUAUCAAACGAUCAAUCUCAUUGCCGAUUUGCCUUGUCAAACCCUGCCCAUCCUCACCCCAACCGUACCACGUCGUCAACUCCCGCAGAUUCCUGCUCAUCUCAUUUCCCCUUCGCGCACCCCACGAAACACUUUACAUGUACCUGGAGAACAACGGCCGCUACUUGCU
Mesorhabditis belari is the source of this 1125-nucleotide messenger RNA. NCBI's taxonomy places the organism in Eukaryota, Metazoa, Nematoda, Chromadorea, Rhabditida, Rhabditidae. The record is from the annotation of a GenBank genome assembly.